GAAAAAAUAAAUAAAGUUAGCUGGACCCCAUUGUCGAGAUGGUCCCAUAAUAGAAGAAGAUAGAGAAAUGAAACGGGAUUAGUCCACGUGGUAAAAUCAGAAUGAUUCUUUUAAAGAUCAUCCAACACAUCAAGACCGUUGAUUUAUUCCCGCAUCAAAAAAGCGCUCAAUACUACUUACUAUUCUCACUUGCUCUCUCUGUUAUAUUAUAUAUAAAGAGAGACGACGAGUCCACAUUUACUUAUUAAUCUCCUUGGACGUGUAACGCCGGUAAAUCGAUUCUUUCCCACUGCCAUCCUCCGCUUUCUCCGUUUUGCUUUUCCGUCGUCAUCUCCACCGUCCGUUUAUAUUUUUCAAUGGCGACGUAUCAUCAGAAGCAAGAAGAAGUUGGAGUUAAAGAUCAAACCCUUAGUAGAGCUGUUGUCAUCAACGGCGUCAGAAACGUCGAGACUUCAAGACCUUUCCAAGUAAACGCCACUGUUAGUCUCGAACCCAAACCGGAGCCGACGAUGCAGAUGCAAGUUCCGUUGUCUUUGGCUCCACCGUCGUCGACUGGACCCCCAUUGAAGAGAGCUUCGACUAAAGACCGUCACACUAAGGUUGAAGGGAGAGGGAGAAGGAUACGGAUGCCUGCCACGUGUGCGGCUAGGAUAUUUCAGUUGACACGAGAGUUAGGUCACAAAUCCGACGGAGAGACGAUUCGGUGGUUGUUGGAAAACGCAGAGCCGGCGAUUAUUGCCGCUACGGGUACGGGAACGGUUCCCGCCAUAGCUAUGUCGGUUAACGGAACACUAAAAAUCCCGACGACGACGAACGCUGAUUCCGAUUUGGGUGACAACCCGAUGAAGAAGAAACGUAAACGACCUUCUAACAGUGAGUAUAUUGACAUAAACGACGCCGUUUCAGUUUCCUCCGGUUUAGCUCCCAUUACUACGACGACGAUGAUCCAACAACCUCCUGCUGCACCAUCCACCACCGUGGCUCAGCAACAACAUAUGUAUCCGAUGUGGGCGAUUCCAUCAAACGCAGUGAUUCCGACGGUCGGAGCUUUCUUCUUGGUUCCACAAAUCGCUGGUCCGGCGAAUCAGCCUCAGUUAUUAGCUUUUCCCGCCGCCGCAGCUGCUCCGCCGUCGUCUUAUGUCGCGGCUGUGCAGCAGGCUUCAUCGUUGGCUAGACCACCACCUUCUCAUCAGGUUUACCCGGGCAGCGGCGUUUCAGACGUAAGCGGUUCGAAUUCAUUAAGAACGACGUCGGCUAUGGCUCCGAGCUCAAGCUCCGGUAUAAAAACAGGCGGGUCAUCAUCUUCUGUAACAACAACGACGACGCACACGCUGAGAGACUUUCCGCUAGAGAUAUACGAGAAACAAGAGCUUCACCAGUUCAUGAGCACGACAACAACACGGUCAUCGAACCACUAAAGAAAAGAAAGAAAGAAAUGGGAAACGUCGGCGUAUUAGCAAUCGGGAAAAGGCACAUGGGCACGUGAAGAAGCGCACGUGUUAAGUAGGGCUAGAAUUUAGGCAAGAAGUGGGUCCAUGUCGUUGGUGGGUCAACACGCACCAAAAAGAAGAAGAGAGAGUGGGGGAAAGAGGGCCACACGGCUCCCACCUUAAGCAUAGCUUCCGAGGCAGCCAGGUUGGGUGUGGUCCCCCAAAAUGGUUAGAGCUACGUGGUCCGUAUGAAGUAGGACCAGCUUAAAAGCAUUAUUCCGAAACGUUUUUGGUGGGGGCUCACCACUUUGUCUUGACUUUUUUUUUUGGUCUUUGUUGUAAUUACAACAAAAAGAUUAAUUGAAGCCUUCUCUAAGUCAUGGUCCACUCAACAACAAUUGUGAUAUUGUCGUUUUUUAAUUUUCAUAUAUGUAAUCUGUAACAAAGCGAAUAGUAUUUCUUUUUUACCUAAAUAAAUUAU
Messenger RNA from Camelina sativa (false flax), 1911 nucleotides. Its product is annotated as transcription factor TCP9-like. NCBI's taxonomy places the organism in Eukaryota, Viridiplantae, Streptophyta, Magnoliopsida, Brassicales, Brassicaceae. Gene Ontology annotation, cellular component: nucleus. Gene Ontology annotation, molecular function: sequence-specific DNA binding; DNA-binding transcription factor activity. The record is from RefSeq and is a predicted model, not a curated record.